GUCGGGAGGGGUCCGCGACCGCAGCGGGAGCGGGAGCGGGAGGCUCGGGCCAUGGCCGCCGACGUGUUCAUGCGGCCGGGCCGGCUUCCCGGGGCGGCGGGGCCCGUGCCGCGGCGGGCGGAGCCGGACGAGGACUCCUCGGACACGGACGAUGGGGGCUCCCCGGCGGGGCGGCGGCCCGGGCCGCGGCGGGGGCAGCCCGCGGGGCCCCAGAUCAUCCACUCGGGCCACUUCAUGGUCUCGUCGCCGCACAGCGAGCACCCGCCCAAGAAGGGCUACGACUUCGACACGGUCAACGAGCAGACGUGCCAGACCUACCGCUUCGGGGCGGCGCGGGGCGGCGGCGGGGCCGGGGGGCGCCUCAGCAUCGACGCCUCCCUCACCAAGCUCUUCGAGUGCAUGAGCCUGGCCUACAGUGGGAAGUUGGUUUCACCAAAAUGGAAGAAUUUUAAAGGUUUAAAACUUCAGUGGAGGGAUAAAAUUCGUCUCAACAAUGCCAUCUGGAGGGCAUGGUAUAUGCAGUACCUGGAGAAACGCAAGAACCCAGUGUGCCAUUUUGUGACUCCACUAGAUGGCUCUAUUGAUGUAGAGGAACAUCGGCGGCCUGAAGCCAUUGCAACAGAAGGAAAAUAUUGGAAAAGAAGAAUCGAAAUAGUCAUCAGGGAAUAUCACAAGUGGAGAACAUACUUCAAGAAAAGGUUACAGAAACACAAAGAUGAAGACCUUUCAAGCUUGGUGCGGGAUGAUGAUGUGGUUCUCUGGCAUCAGAGUAGAUAUGGCAGAGAAACCCCAGUCCCUAUGGAGGAAGAUUCCUUUCUGGAUGCAGACAUGCUUAUGUCUGAGUUCACGGACACCCUGUUCUCUACGCUUUCUUCACAUCAGCUGAUUGGCUGGCCAAAUCCCAGAGAGAUAGCACACUUAGGAAAUGCUGACAUGAUUCAGCCAGGACUUAUCCCUCUCCAGCCAAACCUAGAUUUCAUGGAUACUUUUGAAUCUUUUCAGGAUAUGUUCUCAUCCAGUCGCUCUGGCAACUUUUUCACUUCUCUCCCUGCUGCCAGUUCUGCUAUGACAGAUACCAGCAACCAUUCUUCCCAGUCUUCUGUCCUGCCCUCAUCAGUACCUGCUCCUGUCAUUCCUGAUGUUGCUGCUAACCAAUGCUCCAAUAUUAGGAGUGGGGGCUCUUUCAUCCAGCCGUCAGACUUCAAUUCCAAUUCAUCUCUAAGUGCCCAGCAGCCAUUUCUUCCGGCGUUCCCAGCUCCAGUGUCGCUGUUGCAGCCCACUGUCCCACCACAACAAGCCGCUUUGCCCACGGUGCCUCUGAAUGCCAGCUUGAAUUCUCAGCCGUCUGCUUUUACUGCUCCAGAAAUCCAAAAGUCUGGCCUCUGCAAAUCUUCCAUUGUUACCCACACGGCUUCUCCCACCCUGACCCACAAUGCCUCUGCUACCACCUUCAGCCAGAGCCAGAACCUCAUCCUGGCAACACAGCAGCCAGGGGGAGGCGUGCCUUGUAACCUGACUCUACAGACUGCUGUCCUGCAGGGGCAGCCCCGGCCUCAGCUGCAACCCCACCUGACGUUUGCACUCCCAAAAGCCAUUCCCCUGGCAAAUGCUGGGACAAGACCCAAACAGCCACAAAAAAUAGUGCCUGCUGCAAAGCCUGAAACGGUGUCCUUAGUAUUAAAAAAUGCCUUCAUCACCCCAGCUGCCUUUCAGGGACAGUCCAGAGCUGUGAUCGUAACUCCAGCACCUUUAAAAAGAGAGGGGAUUUUGACUCCAGCCAUGUCUCCACCUAGUGUUGUAAUUGCACCAGCUGGAAUUGCCAGAGCUCCCAGGGUGAUGGAAUUCCAUAAUAACAUUCUGGUUGGUCAAGCACAGAAAGCUCCGUGUAACCAGCAAGUCCAGUCCACAGUCUCGCAUCGCUUCUCUCCUAGUGCAGUCCAAGAUGUGAAAGGAGAGCAAAUCCCUUCCAACAGUACCUGUUCACAAGUUCCCUCACCUACACUUAGCCGAGAUUGUCAGAAUUCAGGACAGGCCUCUCCCUGCCCAUCUGAACAAAGCCCCAGUCCUCAGUCUCCACAGAAUAAUUGCUCAGGAAAAUCCACAACUGACCCUCAGAUGACUGCAUUUAAGAAUCGAAGGAUGAAGCAUAUUUCAGCAGAACAAAAGAGAAGAUUUAAUAUCAAGAUUGGUUUUAGCACCCUGAACAGCCUGGUAUCAGCUAACUCUAAGUCAAUCAGCCAUGCAAUCACACUCCAGAAGACUGUGGAAUAUAUCGCUAAACUGCAACAGGAGAGAAUGCAGUCACAAGAGGAAACCAGGCGCCUCCGGGAGGAGAUUGAGGAGCUAAACGCUACCAUCAUUUCUUGUCAACAGCAGCUCCCUGCUACUGGGGUUCCCAUAACCCGACUGAGAUUUGAUCACAUGCGGAGUAUGUUUGAUGAGUACGUGAGAAACAGGACCCUCCAGAACUGGAAGUUCUGGAUUUUUAGUAUUAUCAUUAAGCCACUGUUUGAGUCCUUCAAUGGAAUGGUGUCUACGACUAGUUUAGAGGAUCUGAACCAGACCACAAUGACUUGGCUGGAUCAGCAUUGUUCGCUCCCUGUUCUCAGGCCAAGCCCUUUAUUCCAGUGGUGCUGAACACCCUUCGGCAUCUCAGUACAACCACCUCGAUUCUGUCAGAUCCAUCACGCCUACCAGAGCAAGCCACUGAGGCAGUUUGUAAGAUCAACAAAACAGCUGGAGAAACCUAACAACCACAAAUGAUGAGUUGCCUAUACAAGACGUGAAGAGCAUCCCAGCCUCAGACUUAUGAGUCUCCUUACAGUUCGUGCACUUUAGAAAGGAUUCUCUCUAUCAUGUAGGACAUUGUUCAGGGCAUUUUGCCUCUGGCUUCUGAACAUGUAGAGAUACAAUGCAACAUUGUCCAAUGCUUGGCUUCCUCUUCAAUACCUGUUAGGUUCAGUUAAGUGAGAGUGCCAACCUCAGAUACAUAAGUAGGCUAGAGUCCUGCAUUCAGCAAUAAAAAAAAAAUCUCCAUCAAUGAACCAUGAAUAAAUACACAGUGAACAUCUUUGCAUAAAAUGACUUUAAGUACUAAACAAGGUAUAAAUUCGCUACACCUAGAAACAAUUUGUUAAAGGGAAAUGCACAUCUGAUUUCAUGAAAGGUACUGUGCUUUUUCAUUUUAUUACCUGCUGUUCAAUUUCUUUGUGUUAUUUGAACAGUAAAAAAGUUGAUAAAAGAAUGAUCAACAUAUUAAUAACCAAAGGAGAAAAAUGUUAAUCAAAGAUACAAAAUCAUGGUAAAAUACUAGAAUUAAAAUCUCAGGUUGUGUAUGUAUCUUUAUUCUAAUUCAGUAUAUUAUUUGUAUGUGAUCAUUUGGUGGGUAUGCUUUAUUUCCUAGCAGAUGUUUUCGUAGAACUUUUUUCCUUGAUUUAGGCAGUACAAGUGCAUAGCAGGACAGUUUGGCAAGUACAAGAGAACAAUUUCUUUAAAAUGUGUGAAUUAUUUACUUGUAAAUAUAGACAUGAAUUUCCAUACAGGCUUAAACUGUAAACUGUUUUUUCUUACAUGCUGCAGAGUUGAACUCUCCAUCAUAACACAUGUGCACAGAUGAUGCUGUAAUGCUUUAGAGACAGAAACUGAGUUUGUAUUGCUAGGAAG
This is a messenger RNA of Dermochelys coriacea (leatherback sea turtle), 3663 nucleotides long. It is a transcript of the gene MLXIP, whose product is annotated as MLX interacting protein. Lineage: Eukaryota; Metazoa; Chordata; Testudines; Dermochelyidae. The transcript is spliced from 17 exons. The record is from RefSeq and is a predicted model, not a curated record. Gene Ontology annotation, cellular component: nucleus. Gene Ontology annotation, molecular function: DNA-binding transcription factor activity, RNA polymerase II-specific; RNA polymerase II cis-regulatory region sequence-specific DNA binding; protein dimerization activity. Bases 52 to 2637 code for a protein of 861 amino acids. Gene Ontology annotation, biological process: regulation of transcription by RNA polymerase II.